Molecule: messenger RNA, 2406 nt
Organism: Hydra vulgaris (swiftwater hydra)
Lineage: Eukaryota; Metazoa; Cnidaria; Hydrozoa; Anthoathecata; Hydridae
Product: endothelin-converting enzyme 1-like
Biological process (GO): protein processing
Cellular component (GO): plasma membrane
Molecular function (GO): metalloendopeptidase activity
Source: RefSeq, marked provisional
UUUAAAAAAACAAAAAUAAACAUGAGUUCGCAAGGUUACGAAGUAAAAAGUCCAUUAAAACAUCAGCAUUCCGAUGAAGAACGUAACAAUUUUAUUAUAAACGAUACUGCUUUUAAAACAACUUCUUCGUUAAAAAGUAAAUCUCAUUUGUUAAGAAUUUUAGUUGUCGUGGUGUUGCUUCUUGUUGUAUUACUAACAAUUUUGGGUGCGCUAUAUAUUUCAAUGCAAAAAAAAAAAGAACCGGUCUUGGUUCCAAAUGUUAGCAAAGGACAUAGUGAACAGGAUCUGAAAGAUGAAGUGUGCAAUACUAAAGAAUGUGUUCAAAUUGCUUCAAAGAUUAUUGACGUCAUGGACAGUGAGGUUGAUCCAUGCAAAGAUUUUUAUGAAUAUGCUUGCGGAGGCUGGCUCAAAAGUGUUCCAGUUCCUGAUUCUCGUACAAGGUACAGCAGAUUUGAUGAGCUUGCAGAACAAAACUCAGAAGUUUUGAAACAAAUUUUGAAUCAACUAAUAUCAAAAGAAACAAAAUCUGUUACGCCGAUUUUGGAUAAAGCUGCCGUGUUUUAUAAAUCAUGUACAAAUACAAAAUUAAUUGAACAAAUUGGUGACUUGCCAAUGAAAAAAUUAGUGAAAGAUAUGGGUUCAUGGCCAGUAACAGAUGAAAGUUUUGACGAAUCAAAAUGGGAUUCGUUAGAAGCGUUGACUACAGUACAUAAAAAUAUAAGUAUUGCUCCAGUUUUGCAGGUUUAUGUUGCAGCAGAUAUCAAGAAUUCUAGCCAGAACAUUAUUGUGUUUGAUCAAUCAGGAAUUUCACUUGCUAAAGAAUCAUACUUGAAAAAUUCAACUUUUCACAUUAGGCACCGUGAAGCUUAUCUGAAGUAUAUGAAGUCUAUAGCUAAACAAAUGGGUGCAAAUGAAACAGGAUUAAAGUAUAUGAAUGAUGUGAUGGAGUUUGAAACUCAAUUAGCAAAUAUUACUAUGUCAGUUUUGGAUAGAAGAAAUUAUCACUCUAUUUAUGAAUCUAUGACUUUAGAAGAAUUUUCAAAUCGUACUGAAAUACCGUUAAGUUGGUUAUUGAGGUUUGUUAAUAACAUAUUUAAAGAAAACAAUUUAUUAGUCCUACCCAGUGAGAGAAUUGUCUCUUUCAGUACGCAGUUUAUAGGAAAAGCUUACAAAUUGUUCAACGAACUACCUAAAAAAACUCAAUCCUCUUACAUAAUAUGGCAAGCAGUUAAUGUCAUGGCUCCUCUAGUCUUAGGGAAGUAUCAAGAAAUUUUUGACGAAUAUCAAUUAGAAGCUUAUAGUCUUACAGAUAGACCACCAAGAUGGGAGGUUUGCAUCAGUUCUACUUUACGUUAUUUUGGAUAUGCAUUAGGUCGUCCUUUUGUUGAAAAAGUCUAUGAUAAAACAGCAAAAACUAUGUCCACUGAAAUUAUUCAAGCAAUCAAACAAGUUUUCAUAGACAAUCUUGAAACUAUGGAUUGGAUGGAUGCAAAGACAAAAGCGUAUGCAAAAAAAAAAGCUGAAAGAAUAAUAGAAAAUAUUGGCUAUCCUAGCUUCAUUUUAAAUAACACUGCGUUGGAACUUGAGUACCAUGGACUAUCUAUUAAAGAAGAUGAACAUUUUAACAAUUAUAUGGAGUGUCGAAAGUAUGACAAUUUGAAGAACUACUUUAAAAGAGGAAAGCCUGUGGAUAAAUCUGAAUGGAGCAUAUUGCCAACUACAGUUAAUGCAUAUUAUGCCCCUACUGAAAACAAGAUUGGUUUUCCUGCUGGAAUUCUACAAUGGCCAUAUUAUGAUAAAAGAGCUCCACGUGCUGUUUCUUAUGGGGCUAUUGGUAUGGUUGUUGGUCAUGAGAUAUCACAUGGGUUUGAUGACCAAGGUAAAGAUUUUACUGUUGAGGGAAAUUUCGAUACAUGGUGGACAAAGGAAUCAACUGAUGCUUUUAAAAGUAGAAGUCAAUGUUUUUCGGAGCAGUAUUCAAAGUUUGAAAUGUUUGAUAGACAUAUGAAUGGUAAGCAGACAUUAGGAGAAGAUUUAGCUGACAAUGGAGGACUGAGGCAAUCACUUCAGGCUUAUCAGUUAUGGAAAGAACAACAUAAUGAAGAACAAAAACUUCCUGGACUUAACUUAACAUCUGAACAGUUAUACUUUCUUGCUUUUGCGCAGGUUUGGUGUACAAAUUACAGGGAAUCAUCUGCAAUAAAUCAAAUAGAGAGCGGUGUGCAUUCCUUAUCCAGAUUCAGAGUUAUUGGAACGCUUCAAAAUAACCAAGAGUUUAGUAAAGCCUACAAAUGUCCCGAAGGCUCAAUAAUGAAUCCAAAGAAGAAAUGCCGCGUUUGGUGAAAGAUUUUUUUAAACCUAAAUGAAUAUUCUUUAUAUUUAUAGAUUCAAAUAUAUUACUGUAAA